AUGGCCGCUGGCAAGGGGUCGACCGCGAUGCCGACUGGCGAGAGGGAUGCGCCCUCCCAGUCGACUCGCCACCAUCCUAAUCCAUUGAUCUCUGUGGGCGACCUCCAGCAAUGCAUCGAGAAAUUCAUCCAGGAGGAUCGCAACGAUAACAGAGACAUCUACGGGUUCUUCGAGCCUGUUGUGCAGGCCAGCCUCACGUGGAAGACGGCUCCGCGCGCUGAUCUGUUGUUGCACGUCAAGCCGUUGCUCAUGCGCCUCCUCGUCGCAUGCACGAACGGCUGCGCCCCCGCCCUCAAGCUCGAGAAAGCAUUGAAAUUAGUUGAUGAUGAUAAGAAGGCGAAUUUCUCGAACAAGUCGCAAGAGGUUUGGGCCAUCGCAUUGUCCACGAUGAUUCGUAUCAUGUUGUCGAACCUCAGGGAUGCGAAGCAUGUCGCCGAGGCCCGUCGCCGUUGCUUCCAGAAAGCAGGCGCGGCGGAGGCGGAUGGCAUUAAUGUGAUGAUGGAGAUGGUGCGGACCAACGUGGAUGAGGAGGUGGAGGCCCUUCCCCGCUCCCAGUCGGCCCCGCCAGGGCCGCGGGCACCGACGCGCGCGCUUGCCAAGAGGGACAAGAGCCCAGAUCCCGAGGUGAGCGACGUGGACCUCCCGAGCGCCUUCAAGAGGCUCGCAGCUGACCUGGAGAUUGGGUCAGGCACGGAGGACGACGGCUACCCGAGUGCUUCGGCGGUGGGGGAGUGUCACGGGCAUGCGCCACCGCUGAUGCAGCCCAAUGGUAUCUCUGGCGACGAUUGGGACGCGUUGCGCCACGUCCAGGAGUUGGCCCCCGUCAGGCCGCCGAGGAAGAGGAAGGUCACGCCCAUGAAGACGGCCAGGAAGGUCGCGCCCAUGAAGACGGCCAGGAAGGUCGCGCCCGUGAAGACGGCCACGGCGGCCACGCCCAUGACGACGGCGAAGGUCGCGCCCGUGAAGACGGCCGCGAAGGUCACGCCCAUGAAGGCGGCAAUGAAUGCCACGCCCAUGAAGACGGCAAAGGUCACGCCCAUGAAGACGGCAAAGGUCACGCCCAUGAUGGCGGCAAAGGUCACGGAGCGCCCGAACAACAAGCCAGACAGCGUGGAGGAGCAGCAGCUUUUCAAAGACGAGGGCAUCGGCUGCCUGAAGGAUCGGUGGUUCGGCUAUUGCCCGGACUGCAAGGCCAAGAGGGCUGCUCAUGCGCUUCGCACUUAG
This is a messenger RNA of Prorocentrum cordatum, 1224 nucleotides long. The record is from the annotation of a GenBank genome assembly. Lineage: Eukaryota; Dinophyceae; Prorocentrales; Prorocentraceae.